Messenger RNA from Sipha flava (yellow sugarcane aphid), 1734 nucleotides. RefSeq names its product transcription initiation factor TFIID subunit 6 (gene Taf6). The transcript is spliced from 11 exons. The coding region runs from base 154 to 1734 and encodes 526 amino acids. Gene Ontology annotation, biological process: transcription initiation at RNA polymerase II promoter; RNA polymerase II preinitiation complex assembly. The record is from RefSeq and is a predicted model, not a curated record. Lineage: Eukaryota; Metazoa; Arthropoda; Insecta; Hemiptera; Aphididae. Gene Ontology annotation, molecular function: protein heterodimerization activity; transcription coactivator activity; RNA polymerase II general transcription initiation factor activity. Gene Ontology annotation, cellular component: SAGA complex; SLIK (SAGA-like) complex; transcription factor TFIID complex.
UGAUAUAUACUAACAAAACUAUACAUCCGACUAAAUAAUUUGUUAAUGGUUGGGUAUUUUAAGCAUUUAGGUUUUAUUUAUUGUGUUUGAUUUCGUUUAAUUCAUCAAUUUCCAGUUCUUGUUAAUUUAUUUAUUUCACUCGUUAACACCAGUAUGGGAGAAAUUGAAAUAAACUAUGGCUCAACAAUACCCACUGAAUCAUUAAAGGUGAUCGCCGAAAGUGUUGGUAUUGGCAAUUUGUCUGAUGAUGCGGCCAAAGAAAUAUCUGAUUCUGCUACUUAUCGCCUAAAAUUAGUAUUACAAGAGAGCAAAAAGUUUAUGGUGCAUUCCAAUAGAUGUAAAUUAUUACCUUCAGAUAUUGAUAAUGCUUUAAAAGUAUUUGGCAUUGAACCUAUAUAUGGGUUCCAUUCAAAAGAUCAUAUACCAUUUAGAUAUGCAUCUGGUGGUGGACGAGAAUUGCAUUUCAUUGAUGACAAAGAUAUUGAUCUUAUUGAAUUUGUAAAUGCUCCUUUAGCUAAACUACCUUUAGAAAUUAGUAUUCGAUGCCACUGGCUCGCUAUUGAUGGUGUCCAGCCAACUGUACCAGAAAAUCCUCCAUCAGUAUCUAAAGAUAUGCAAAAACUUGAAUGUGUGGAUCCUUUAGGCAAAUUAAAAAAACCUAUAGAUAAAGAAGUUUCAGGCCGACCAUCUACAGGGAAAGCACAAAAAUUACGCAAUGUUGAAACUGUCCAUGUUAAACAAUUAGCAACACAUGAGUUAUCGGUUGAGCAGCAAUUAUAUUAUAAAGAAAUUACAGAAGCUUGUGUUGGAUCUGAUGAAGCUAGACGUGCAGAAGCUCUACAAAGUUUAGCAUCCGACCCAGGUCUUCAUGAAAUGUUACCUCGCAUGUGUACUUUUAUUGCUGAAGGAGUUAAAGUAAAUGUCGUUCAAAAUAAUUUAGCACUACUCAUUUAUUUAAUGAGAAUGGUCAAAGCAUUAUUAGACAACCCAGCACUCUAUUUAGAAAAAUAUCUACAUGAAAUUAUUCCUUCUGUUGUUACUUGUGUUGUAAGUAAACAAUUAUGUAUGAGACCAGAAAUUGACAAUCACUGGGCCUUAAGAGACUUUGCAUCUCGCCUCAUGGCACAAAUUUGUAAAAUGUUCAAUACUCCAACAAACAAUGUACAAACACGUAUUACUAGAGUAUUCACUAAUGCUACUAAUUCAGACAAAACUGCUCUUCCAUCUGUGUAUGGCGCUUUAGAAGGACUUGCCGAGUUAGGAACAGAAACAAUAAAAGUCUUUGUCAUUCCAAGAGUACGCAUGAUAUCUGAUAGGCUGGACUCACCAGAAGUAACACAAAACAAUGUUGAUAGAAUAUCUGGAAAUCAAAUAAAACAUUUACUUUGUAAAAUAUUAACUCCAGUGUUGAAAAUAACACACCAGCCUCCAGACAAUAUAGAAGAAUACAAAAAAGAAUUUGGGUCUGUUGGUGUACAAUUGCAUGCUGCUGUAUGUAAAGCUCGUGUGAUAGUUACUUCUCAAAAUUCAAACAACCAAACUACUACACAAACUAGUACACAAUCUAGAACAGCUGUUGGUCGGCCAAUUUCCGCUACACCAGGUAACUCAGGAGCUCCACAAAAAUAUGUUCUUAUGUCUCAGCGACCUAUUGUUUCUCAAACUCCACCAAAUAAAACUGUUUAUAUUUCUCAGCAAAAUAUUAAAACUGAAUUUCAAGAUCCUAGUAAUUAA